This is a messenger RNA of Panicum virgatum (switchgrass), 3324 nucleotides long. RefSeq names its product beta-galactosidase 5. Gene Ontology annotation, molecular function: carbohydrate binding; beta-galactosidase activity. NCBI's taxonomy places the organism in Eukaryota, Viridiplantae, Streptophyta, Magnoliopsida, Poales, Poaceae. Gene Ontology annotation, biological process: carbohydrate metabolic process. The record is from RefSeq and is a predicted model, not a curated record. Gene Ontology annotation, cellular component: vacuole; cell wall. The transcript is spliced from 19 exons. The coding region runs from base 321 to 2846 and encodes 841 amino acids.
GGUAGCCGGCUCCAGGCCGGCAGGCCGCUCUCUUUCGUCCUCCCUCUCCAUACGCGCACAGAGGGCAGCAGGCCAGCACACAUAUCACUCCUCGGGAGCCGAGCCGCUACCCCCACUGUCACUCCCCCCAAGAGCCCACCCAAAGAAUCCUAGAAUCCAAGAAAGGCAGCAACAAAAACAGGGGAGGUCUGAAGGAGGAAGACGAGUUGCUGGCGGGGAGGAAGACCAGUGUGUGAAGACCACGGUCUCACACACACUUGCGCACUCUCAGUGUGUGCGGUCUUCUUCUUUGACCGCCGGCUCGGAGUGGGGAACCAGCCAUGGGGAGGUGGUGGCCGGCUGCCCUGCUGGGCUGCGCGGUGGCCGUGGCGGUGCUGGCGGCCGCCGUCGAAUGCGCGGUGACCUACGACAAGAAGGCGGUGAUGAUUGACGGGCAGAGGCGGAUUCUCUUCUCUGGAUCCAUACACUACCCCAGGAGCACCCCUGAUAUGUGGGAAGGGCUGAUUCAGAAGGCUAAAGAUGGAGGCUUGGAUGUGAUUCAGACCUAUGUCUUUUGGAAUGGACAUGAGCCUACUCCUGGAAAUUACUAUUUCGAAGAGAGGUACGAUUUGGUCAGGUUCAUAAAGACUGUCCAGAAGGCCGGGCUGUUUGUACAUCUCCGCAUCGGGCCCUACAUUUGUGGCGAGUGGAAUUUCGGUGGCUUCCCAGUUUGGUUGAAGUAUGUACCAGGCAUCAGCUUCAGGACAGAUAACGAACCUUUCAAGACGGCAAUGCAGGGUUUCACUGAGAAAAUCGUGGGAAUGAUGAAGAGCGAAAAACUCUUUGCUUCCCAAGGUGGCCCUAUUAUCCUCUCUCAGAUUGAAAAUGAGUAUGGUCCAGAAGGCAAAGAGUUUGGUGCUGCUGGCCAGUCAUAUAUCAACUGGGCUGCAAAGAUGGCUGUCGGAUUGGGCACUGGUGUGCCGUGGGUGAUGUGCAAGGAGGAGGAUGCACCAGAUCCAGUGAUCAAUACAUGCAAUGGUUUCUAUUGUGAUGCAUUUUCUGCAAACAAACCUUACAAGCCUAUGAUGUGGACUGAAGCCUGGAGUGGCUGGUUCACGGAAUUUGGUGGAACCAUCCGCCAACGACCAGUUGAAGACCUCGCAUUUGCUGUUGCUCGAUUUGUACAGAAGGGUGGUUCUUUUAUCAAUUACUACAUGUAUCAUGGAGGAACAAAUUUUGGACGCACUGCUGGGGGUCCCUUCAUCACAACAAGUUAUGAUUAUGAUGCUCCAAUUGAUGAAUAUGGACUUGUUAGAGAACCGAAGCACAGUCAUCUGAAAGAACUCCACAGAGCUGUUAAGUUAUGUGAGCAGGCAUUGGUUUCUGUUGACCCAGAAAUUACUACCCUUGGAACCAUGCAAGAGGCCCAUGUCUUCCGAUCUCCAUCUGGCUGUGCUGCUUUCCUUGCGAACUACAAUUCUAAUUCUUAUGCAAAAGUUGUGUUCGACAAUGAGAAUUACAGCCUUCCACCUUGGUCAAUUAGCAUCCUUCCUGAUUGCAAGAAUGUAGUCUUUAACAGUGCAACAAUUGGUGUUCAGACAUCUCAAAUGCAAAUGUGGGCAGAUGGGGCCGCCUCAAUGAUGUGGGAGAGGUAUGAUGAAGAGGUUGAUUCUCUGGCAGCUGCUCCACUGCUAACGACAACUGGUUUGCUUGAGCAGCUUAAUGUCACGAGAGACAGCAGUGAUUAUCUGUGGUACAUCACCAGUGUUGAGAUAAGCCCAUCUGAAAACUUCCUUCAAGGUGGCAAGCCUCUGUCUCUCAGUGUGCAGUCUGCUGGUCACACCUUGCAUGUCUUUAUCAAUGGACAACUUCAAGGUUCUGCUUAUGGUACCAGGGAAGAUCGAAGAAUUAAAUAUAAUGGCAUGGCUAACCUUCGAGCCGGUACUAAUAAAAUUGCACUACUGAGUGUUGCCUGUGGAUUACCGAAUGUUGGAGUGCAUUAUGAAACAUGGAACACUGGUGUUGUUGGUCCUGUUGUACUUCAUGGGUUGAAUGAAGGUUCGCGAGACCUUACUUGGCAAACUUGGUCCUAUCAGGUUGGCCUGAAAGGUGAACAGAUGAACCUGAACUCCAUAGAAGGCUCAAGCUCAGUUGAAUGGAUGCAAGGAUCGUUGUUAGCCCAAAACCAACAGCCAUUGGCCUGGUAUAGGGCUUAUUUCGAGACUCCCACUGGGGAUGAGCCACUAGCUCUGGAUAUGGGUAGCAUGGGCAAGGGCCAAAUCUGGAUAAAUGGACAAAGCAUUGGUCGGUACUGGACAGCAUAUGCAAAUGGGGACUGCAAGGGAUGCAGUUACACGGGGACAUUCCGUGCACCCAAGUGUCAAGCAGGCUGUGGUCAGCCCACGCAACGUUGGUAUCAUGUGCCAAGAUCCUGGCUGCAACCCACUAGAAAUUUGUUGGUAGUUUUUGAGGAACUUGGUGGGGAUUCAUCGAAGAUUGCUCUUGUGAAGAGGUCAGUCUCAAGUGUCUGUGCUGAUGUAUCUGAGGAUCAUCCAAAUAUCAAGAAGUGGCAGAUUGAGAGCUACGGUGAGCGUGAGUACCACAGGGCCAAAGUGCACUUAAGAUGUGCACCUGGGCAAUCCAUUUCCGCCAUCAAAUUUGCAAGCUUUGGGACACCUAUGGGAACUUGUGGAAGUUUCCAGCAAGGAGAUUGCCAUUCAGCAAACUCUCACACUGUUCUCGAGAAGAAAUGCAUUGGCCUGCAAAGAUGUGUCGUUGCUAUCUCCCCCGAGAGCUUUGGAGGAGAUCCCUGCCCGAACGUGACAAAAAGGGUGGCGGUCGAGGCAGUCUGUUCUCCCACUGCUUAGCCUACUUCUCCAAGCAACAAAUUUGAAGGGGAUUGACAAAAAGGUGGACAAAAACAAUGGGGAGAGAUGAAUUGUAAGUAUCGACUUGAAGUAGAUGUGGUUGGAUGAUUAGGUCGUGAACUUAGCAUUCAUCGUUCAGAUUUCCAGAUUAGGAUUGGUUCCCUGCUACAUCUCCAUGAAUUGUUCAAAGCGGCAACUUGGUAACUGAAGUUGGCCCGGGAAUGGAGUGUAGACGGGAGUAAACGCAAAAGAUUGCAUUCUUUUGCUUGUGUUAGUAGUAGUAAAAUUUCUUGAGACGGAGAAAGACGCAGGUGAAGUGUGCAUUGUACCUUUUUGAUGUACUAGUGGUAAUAUGAGGAGACCGUGUGCGGUGUGCCUGAACAUGCCGAUGGUAACCUGGUGUUGUCUGUUACCGAAGUUUAGAUUUGGUAGCGCUUCUGUUCUGUGAAUGGAGAGAGCCUGUGGAAUUUCUUCGCAA